CUUCAGCUCUGGGGACGGCUGCAGCCGCAGCUGCUGCUGCUGUGGGUGAAGAGGAGGACGAUGAGGAAGCAGAGCCAAUGAUCGAAACCCAGAAGACCGUGGAUGAAGCAGAGGACCGGGAAGAGGAGGUGGAGGAAGACGACGAUGAGGAGGAGAAGGCCACGGUGGACGUCAUCAAACCUCUGCCUGAACCUGAGGAGAGGAAGGAGGAGAAGGAGAAGAGUGAAGCCACAGUCUGUCCAUGCCUGCACUCAGCCAAGACCAAAGAAGCUGCCACCAAAACUGAGGAGAGACGAGAACCUUCCAGAAGGGUCACAGCAGUGCAUCGGAGAAAAGAGCGUGAAGCUGUGAAGACGGAGGAGAAGCCCAAAAGAAAAGCUCUUCCCAGAAUUGUCAGCAUGGAACCUAAAGUCAGGAGGAUCAGGAAAAUCCCUGCUCUGCUCCGAGCCAAGAGAGAGGAGAAACCCAAGACUGUCAAAGCAGCGAGACAGGUGCUGGAGACCAAAAGACAGGACGAGGUCACAGAACCGGGUCACGAAGUGGGCCCCUGCAAACCUGCACCAGUCUACUGUCCGUCUCCACCUGGCUGGUACGUUCAUCACAUUGUCACUGACAACCCCUACCCUCCUCCCACCCCCUCAGCUCCAUCUGCUCCUGUCCUGACUGUCCACCCUGGAGCCCCCCCCAUGCAGCCUCUUUACCAACAGCCACUAAUGCACCCGCUGCAGUAUCAGCCCUUCCCUCUGCCCCUGAUGCAGCCGGUGAUGCAGCCUCAGCCAGAACCAGCUCCACCUGCUGACCCAGAGCCAACGGAGGCUGCAGAACCACAGGCUCCACGGGAACCAGAGGUUGAGACCCCAGCUGCUGAAGCUCAGAGCAGUGAAGCUGCUGCUGCUGCUGCUGCAUCCGACCCAGGGGAGCAGCCGUGA
This is a messenger RNA of Cynoglossus semilaevis (tongue sole), 929 nucleotides long. Its product is annotated as pollen-specific leucine-rich repeat extensin-like protein 1. The transcript is spliced from 9 exons. Bases 78 to 929 code for a protein of 283 amino acids. NCBI's taxonomy places the organism in Eukaryota, Metazoa, Chordata, Actinopteri, Pleuronectiformes, Cynoglossidae. The record is from RefSeq and is a predicted model, not a curated record.